GUCUGGAAGCAAACUAGACGAGGAAGGUGUUGAAGUUGCUGUCUGCCGUCAUGGGGUUUUGCUCAAGGGACUGAAUAUGUUCCGUGGAGAAAUAUUUGCAUACCCAUUAUAUCUCCAGAAACAGCUAGCUUCACAGACCGUCCAGUUUUUUUGCUCUGAUGUGGUCUGCAAAUAUUGGCCAUAUCUGCAGAAAGUUGUGGGCCACUGUCCAGAGUUGGAGGACUUGCUGAACAUGCGCCCAUUUCUCUCCAUCAUGCAUGCAAAAGCGCAUUCAUGGAUGUGUGAGUUAAAAUGGGGGGGACGCAAUCAAGAAGGAGCUGGAACAACAAUCGGGGAGGAGGUUGAACAGGUUAACAGCUUCCUCUCUCGAGCAGCCAUAUGUUCCAAGUACAUGUCAAAAGCCGUUCGCACAGACAUGCUAACUAUCCAGGCAAGUGGCUGGAACAAGCGAAAGGCAGAAAACCUUGACCGGACACUGGCCAAAAGAUACAUCAAGACUGUACAAAGGAUUGCAGAGGCAACAAAGGACCUAGAGAAACUCACAACUGAGUUAUCUCUACAGCAAGACACAGUCCAGCAGUGGGUGUCUGAUGUGCAGCAGUGGACCUCAGGAGCAACAAUCCAAAUUGACCUGCAGAGGACCAUCGAGGGGCUAUAUUUGGGCAUCAAACAGCGAAAAUUUCAGCUGUAUCGUCAGUCUGGUGGGAACAAGCGAAGGCAUCAACUGAGAAGAAAGAUUGCUGUUGAGAAGAAAGCCUUAGAAGUUGCCAUCAAUGACCACAAUGCUACUGUGGGGGAAGUUGAAAAACUGCCUCCUCCCAAUGAACUCCUGGCUGUGGACAACUACUCCUGGCCAUGGGAAUGUAAGUACUUCCCCUGA
Carassius gibelio (silver crucian carp) is the source of this 880-nucleotide messenger RNA. RefSeq lists its product as uncharacterized. The record is from RefSeq and is a predicted model, not a curated record. Bases 77 to 880 code for a protein of 267 amino acids. NCBI's taxonomy places the organism in Eukaryota, Metazoa, Chordata, Actinopteri, Cypriniformes, Cyprinidae. The transcript has 6 exons.